Molecule: messenger RNA, 4029 nt
Organism: Dictyostelium purpureum
Lineage: Eukaryota; Evosea; Eumycetozoa; Dictyosteliales; Dictyosteliaceae
Exons: 2
Coding region: 1-4029 (1342 amino acids)
Molecular function (GO): GTPase activator activity
Source: RefSeq, a predicted model, not a curated record
AUGGAAAUAAUUAAAGAUAGUUUUACAAAUAAUAAUACUAAUAAUAUAAAUUCGUGUAAUAAUAAUAACAACAAUAAUAAUAAUAACCAAAACGAAAUUAAAAAUAUAAAUAAUAUUGAUGAAAAUAUAGAAUUAAAUAAUAGUUUUAAAAAUAACAUUAAUACUAGUAAUAUAAAUAAUAUAGGUAAAAUGAAUAUAAUAAAUAAUAAUAAUUUAAUUUUACCAACAACGACAGAAAAAUCAAUUUUAUUUUCAACAACUGUAAAUAAUAAUAGUAGUAGCAACGGUAGACAUAGUUUUUUAAGUAAACGUUCUGUAUCAUCAAUAGCAUUAAAUACAUAUUUAUCACCAUCAUCUUCUCCAUCUCCUUUAUUAAACAAUAAUCAUAAUCACCUUAAUCAUCACCAUGCAAUAACAUCAUCAACCUCAUUAACAGAUUUUUCAACUUUAACAUCCAGCCCAUCAAUCUUGGAUAUUUCAAUGGGUGCUCUAUCGAUUGGUAAUCAUGGAGGUAUUAAUAUAGAUUUUUCAAGCAGAGAUUUAUCAAAAGUUCCAUCAAGAUUCCCCUGUGAUAAAGAAAAGAUUGAAUUAUUAAACUUAUCAAAUAAUAAUUUUUCUAUAAUUUCAAAUGAUUUUUUUAAUAUUCACUUUAAUAAUUUAACUACAUUAAAUUUUGAAAAUAACAAUAUUCAUCAAAUUCCUAUACAAAUUACUGAAAUCUCAUUAUUCACAUUUACAAUUGAAAAUAAUCCUAUUACUAUUCCUCCUUUAGAAAUUUGUGAACAAGGUUUAGAAAAAAUUAUCGAUUAUUUAAAUCAAGAAAAGGAUCAACAAAAAUCUUCAAAAAAUAAAUCAAACAUUACAUCCUCAACAAAUAAUCUUACAAACAAUACCAAUACUCAACAACCACAAACUUCACCACCACAACUUCUACCACAGCAACAACAAAAAGUUCAAUUAAAAGUUCAAAUACCUGAUAAUAUAGCACCAACUACAGUAUUAUCAUCACCAAUACAUAAUCAAAUACACAUCCCAACACAGCAUCCACAGUCACCAAGCAUUAAUAACUUAUGUCAAAGCGCCUUCAUACCUAUUUCUUCAUCUUCAUCUUUUUCUUCUCCAUCAAGCGGUGGUGGAAUAACUUCAUCUCAAUCAAUGUCUCACCUUAGUAGUAUUAAUUGCUCAACAGUUCAUCAUAAUGUUUCAACUUUACCUACUAGCAUAAGUACAACAAGCCUAUCAAGUAGCAACAGUAGUAAUAGUAGCAGCGGCAGUUGUUGUAGUAGCGUAAGUGGUAGCAAUCCACCAUCCUUCUCAAAGAAACAUCAACUAGUUACUACUUCUUUGAACAAAGACCAAAAAUUAUUUUCUGCAAAUGGAGAUUCAAUGCUUAUCCAAUCUACUCCAACAGCAAUUACAAAUACAAAUUAUCCAAUAAACAAAAAGAUUAAAUCAAGACCACCUUCACCAAAACAUUCAAAAGAGAAGGUAUUAGAGAUUCAGCAAGCCUUAAUUAAUAAUAAUAAAAAUCAUAGCCUAAAUAAUAGUGGUAGUCAUGUAAAUAAUAAUAACAACAGUAAUAAUAAUAAUAUUAUAAGUAGCAGUGUUGGUUACGUCUGUGGAAACAAUAAUGAAUUUUUAAAUAGAGAUGAUGAUCAUAAUUUAAUUUCAUCAUCUUUACCUUGCUUUAAUAAAGAAAAGUCAAUUUUGGAUGAUGAAAAACUAUUAAAAUCUCCUGUAUUACAGUCAGAAUCAACACCACCAACAAAUACAAAUGAUUUAUCAUUAUCAGAAACAGGUAACCAAAUAGAACCACCAACACAACCACAACCACAAUCACAACCACCAAUAGAGAAAAUUGAAUCAUCGCAAGAAAAAGAAGAAAAACUACCACAACAAGAGCAGUUUGAAUCUACCAUUCCUGUAUUAUUAAAAUCUCAAACCAAUUCCUCUCCAAUUUUUGAAAGAUUUUUACAUAAAUUUUCAAAAAAAUCAAAAUCAAAACAACCUACAACCAAUCCAAAUAGAAAGCUAAAGAAACAUUCAUCACUUUCUGAAAUUGAUAUCACACCAUUAAAGAGCCAAGUUAAAGAAAAAGAAAAGAUUAAAGAAAAAGAAAAAGAAAAAGAAAAAGAAAAAGAAAAAGAAAAAGAAAAAGAAAAAGAAAAAGAAAAAGAAAAAGAAAAAGAAAAGGAAAAGGAAAAGGAAAAAGAAAAGGAAAAAGAAAAAGAAAAGGAAAAAGAAAAAGAAAAGGAAAAGGAAAAGGAAAUAGAAAAGGAAAAAGAAAAAGAAGAGAUUCAUAUUAUUGAAGAUAAUGAAGUUUUUAAAAUUUCAAACGAUAAAUUAAUAUCAAAAAGUUGCCAAAUUUCAUUUCAAAAUAAUAGUUUACCACCAACUCAAGUUAAUGAACCAUCUAUUAAAGAUUUAAUUAACUCAUUUAAUAAUGGAUCUAGUUUGGAUCAUAUGGACCAACAUAAUAAUGGUAGUCAAAUUAAUGCUGCUACAAGUAUGAAAAAUUUGCUCCUUAGUCAAUUAAACCCUGAACAGUACGGUACCAGCAGCCCAGUCUAUUCAUCAUCACCUUUCAAUUUAUCUUCAUCACCAAGUGCUUCCUUUAAUUCAUCAUCUCUAUUGAAAGAAACCCAUAGAAAAGAAAGAAUAAAAAUCAAAAGAUUAAAUUUAGACGAAGUUAAUAUUCAACAAUUAAAUCAACAAUUAAGUAAUCCACCUACCUCAGUUUUAUUACAAAACCAACAUUUUCAAUUUAAUUCUUCAACUUCAACAUGUUCCCAAGAUUCACCAAAAUCAGCUUGCUCUUCAUCUUCUUCAUCUUCAUUAUCAUUAAAUAACAAAAAUACCCCACCAUCGUCACAACUUAAUCACCAACAACAAUUGCUACAACAAUUACAACAACAUAUUCAAAAAGAUACUGACAGUAUUAGUAAUAAUAGUCAAUCACCACAAACUACUCCCGAAAUUAAACCAUUAUCACCACCAAUUAAAUCUAAAAAUUCUUUUUCUCUAUCAGUUUCAAUGCAAGGUUUUCAAAAAUCAAUUCAUAAAAAAAUGUCAACUGCUUUUCAUCAUAAAGAUAAAGACCAUAAAGAGAAAGAAAAAGACAACAAAGAAAAAGAUAAAAAUCAUAAAACUCCAGUCACAUCACCAACAUUGGGAGGCAGCAAGCCUGUGGUACCAUUAUUAUCUCUGCAAUCAAUAAACAGUAAUGAUAGUCAACAACAAUCUCCACAACCUUUAUCCAAUGGCCGUGCCAAACCACAAUUCCAAUUAAAUCUAUCAAGUAUAACAAAUCAACAACAACAACAACAACAAACAUUACCACCAUUAUCACAAAGACAAAAUAAUACUGAUGGUAAUAGUUUAUCAGUACCAACAUCAUCGUUAGCAGAUUUUAAUUCAGCAAAUCCAACAUCACCAAGAGGCCAUAGAAAUAGAUCACAUUUUAGAAAUAAUUCAUCUGAUAUAACCGCUUUAGAUAUUUCAGGUAUUAACGAAUCAAAUGUUACAACUACUACUCUUAAUGUACCCACUCAAACUAGCAAAUCAUUAACUCCACCACCAACCUCUAGACGUGAAAGAAGAGGAACCAUUUCAUCCGAACGUGAUUUAAGAAUGAUGUACGUUCCAAUGCUUUCAGAUAUUGUCAAAGAUUCCACUGGUAUCAAGUAUUUUAGAGAUUUUCUUUUAACUGAAUUCUCACAAGAAAAUAUUGAUUUCUGGAUCGCUGUUGAAAAUUAUCGUAAACUAAAUACCAAAGAGAAACUAUUAGCAGAAGCAGAAAGAAUCUAUACACAGUUUGUAGUCGAAAAUUCCCAAAAUCAAAUUAAUAUUCCUUUCACUUGCUUAAAAGAGGUCGAAGAAAACUAUAGUAAGAAAUCAAAUUUACCAGCAAUAUUCGAUGGCGCCCAAGGUUGCAUCUUCCAAUUAAUGGAAUGUGAUAGCUUUGAAAGAUUCAAGAAAUCAACAUUCUAUUUCCAAUAUUACCAUCAAACUACAUUACAAUUAAAAUAA